AUGGCCAGCAGAAACCGAAUCACAGCAGGUCCAAAAUCUGUCAUUUGUCACGAAACGGAUCUACGCGGGGAGAUAUCCAUCGGUGCAGGAACCGUAUUGCACCCUCAAUGUCGUAUCGUUGCCGAGAAUGGGCCUGUGUAUAUUGGAAAGAACAAUAUCGUCGAAGAAAACGUUAUCAUCUUCAACAAGAAUAGUUCACCUCUCAUCAUUGGUGAUGAAAACGUAUUCGAAGUUGGAUGUUAUGUGGAAGGAUCAAGAAUCGGUAACAACAACAUCAUUGAAGCACGAGCAAAAGUCCAUGGAAGUACCAUCAUAGGAAAUCAUUGCGUAGUGGGUGCGGCUUGUUCGACCGAAAUGAAUGAAACGGUGGAGGACAUGACAAUCAUCUAUGGCACAAAGUCAUGCAGACGAAAGCAGAGUGAAAUAUUCCCGGCUCAAGCAGCUUUGCAUGCACGUCAUUUGGAAUACCUGCGUGAGGUGCUGCCCAAAUACAAUCAUUUAAAGAGGCUUGAAAGCAUGUAG
Molecule: messenger RNA, 522 nt
Organism: Lichtheimia ornata
Lineage: Eukaryota; Fungi; Mucoromycota; Mucoromycetes; Mucorales; Lichtheimiaceae
Exons: 8
Coding region: 1-522 (173 amino acids)
Biological process (GO): mitotic spindle organization
Cellular component (GO): dynactin complex
Molecular function (GO): dynein complex binding
Source: RefSeq, a predicted model, not a curated record